Messenger RNA from Sinocyclocheilus anshuiensis, 2997 nucleotides. Its product is annotated as probable G-protein coupled receptor 22. The record is from RefSeq and is a predicted model, not a curated record. Gene Ontology annotation, cellular component: plasma membrane. NCBI's taxonomy places the organism in Eukaryota, Metazoa, Chordata, Actinopteri, Cypriniformes, Cyprinidae. Gene Ontology annotation, molecular function: peptide binding; G protein-coupled receptor activity. The transcript has 4 exons. Bases 1373 to 2686 code for a protein of 437 amino acids. Gene Ontology annotation, biological process: cellular response to hormone stimulus; G protein-coupled receptor signaling pathway.
GACUAAGAUAGAGAAAGAGCGAACGAGAGAGAGAGAGAGAUGGGGACAAGCGAGGAUGAGGAGGCGCAACGGCAACACUUCAACGCAUCAGUUUGAAGAGAGCGUGUGGGAUCAAGACAGAGGAAAAGCAGCAAGACAGAGUUAGCAGGACAGUAGAUCAAAGUCAGAGGACGUCUGUUUCACUACGCUGGCACUGCUGACAGUUCACACAGACAGCAUUUGAUUCACGCUCCUCAGGGGGGAUGCAGGUUUACGACGCACUGACAUGCAACGGCUGCAAAAGUGUGUGAAGAAGAUGCACUUGUGGAUCUCAGAUGAUGCUUUGAUGAAGCUGUAGCUACUCUACGUUGCAUGACAGAUGAGAACUCUGGGAGCGCAAAGUGUUUGUAGAUUGUUCCCAAGAUGCACGGGCCCAUCCAACAACCCCUGCAGGUUCACAGAUGUACCUUCACAUGGACGUUAAGCAAGACCAGAGCUUGUGCAUUUCCGCAGACUGCUUGGAUUGUAGGAUUAAAGAGCUGAAGAAAACUGCUUCCAAAGUGCAGUGCGGCCCAUCUUACCCAUCACUAGUGCUGAGUCUCUCCAGCCUGGAAGGACAUUCCCUAGAGUGGAUUUGCCAGGUGAAGUCAUUCCCAUGCACACCACGGAUGCGGAGUGGUUUUAUCAUGUGCUUCGGACAACGUUGACGAUGCAGCCUAAAGGUCACCUUCUGUGAGGGGACAGGAAAUUACAUUUCCAACACCCAGAAUGCACCACCCCCUCAUGCUGACCUAAACAAUUCUGUGACCUUGGAUUCUUCAGCAGAUGGCACAUGCAAAUCAAUGUGGAUUUAUCACCUUCUAGGGCCCAUAAAAAUGCAAUAACGGGAAUACAUCAGCGUUGAAGGAACGGUAUGAGACCGGGUUACUGGAUUUCUUCAUCCUAAUGGUAUCGAGGGAGAUAAACGCAACUUCCUAACCCUAAUGUGGAUAUAAUAAUCAAUCAAAACAAUCGUUUUCAGUUGUCAAAUUAGUUUAGAAAAGAGAAAUUGACAGCUGAUCUCUGAAUUACUCACCAUUUUCUUUGGACUCUUAAACAAACAAGAGCGAAACCUCUGAAAGAGAAUGUGAAUGACACCUCUUUGUUAGUUCUGGACAUGGCAAGGGAUCAAACAUAUUGUUUGGUUUAGUAAAAAUUAAAGAAAUUGCUGCCAAAUUGUCCUCUCUGACUGCUAAGCGAGAAAAUUGCUUGGAUUACGAGGAUCAGAAUAGUGCAGAAUACUUCCUUGAAAGGCCAUGCCUGAGGCUGAUGUACAAGUUGUACCCCUUCCAGACUAUCCUGACUCGACUGCUGACUCCCGAGGCUGAGAAAGAACCUGGAAGGGGAAGGGAUAAUGCACCUCCCUCCCGCAACGGAGGAAGAAAGCACGAUGAGUAACGUUACAGUCCUCGACAUCAUCGAGUCCGUGAGUCCCGCCAUGACGGCGGCUGGCCCUUACCCGUACCCACUCAGCUUCCAGGUGUCCCUCACCGGAUUCCUCAUGCUGGAGAUUGUCCUGGGAUUGAGCAGCAACCUGACCGUACUGGCCCUCUAUUGCAUGAAGUCCAACCUGGUCAAUUCCGUCAGCAACAUUGUCACCAUGAACCUCCACGUGCUGGAUGUGUUGGUGUGCGUUUGCUGCAUCCCUCUGACCAUUGUUGUGUUGAUGCUAUCGCUGCAAGGCGACACGGUGCUCGUCUGCUGCUUCCAUGAGGCCUGCGUGUCCUUCACAAGCGUGGCUACGGCGGCAAACGUGCUAGCCAUCACUUUGGACCGAUACGACAUCUCCGUUAAACCGGCCAAUCGUGUGCUGACUAUGGGACGAGCGGUGGCUCUGUUGGGCUGCAUUUGGCUGCUGUCCUUCGUCAGCUUCUUGGUGCCAUUUAUCGAGGUGGGAUUCUUGGGACCGGAGCCCACCAAAGCCAAUCAGACCACCGUUGUGCAUGUCAACGAAUAUUACACCGAACUUGGUCUGUACUACCACCUAGUGGCCCAAAUCCCCAUUUUCUGUUUGACUGCCGUCAUCAUGUUAGUCACGUACGCCAAGAUCCUGCAGGCGCUCAACAUCCGCAUUGGUACACGCUUCCAUGCCACGCAGAAGAAGAAGAAAAAGAUGAGGAGGAAAAAUAACUUUUCCCUUAUGUCAACAUCUGAGCAACAGCUGCCCGAGAUCACGGACACCUCGCAGAGCAGUAACCGCGGAAAUGCUCCGCUUGGCAUGCGCACAUCCGUCUCGGUGAUCAUCGCCCUGCGAAGGGCCGUCAAGCGCCACCGGGAGCGGCGUGAGCGCCAAAAGCGUGUUUUCCGCAUGUCGUUGCUCAUCAUCUCGACGUUCCUCCUCUGCUGGACGCCCAUCACCGUUUUAAACACUGUGAUCCUCAGCGCAGGCCCCAGCGACCUCACCGUUAAGCUCCGACUGGGUUUUCUGGUCAUGGCCUAUGGCACCACGGUCUUCCAUCCUCUCUUGUAUGCCUUCACGAGGCAGAAGUUCCAGAAAGUCUUGAAAAGUAAAAUGAAGAAACGGGUGGUUUCCAUCAUCGAGGCGGAUCCGCUGCCGAACAACGCGGUGAUUCGAAACUCCUGGAUCGAUCCCAAACGGAAUAAGAAAGUGACGUUUGACGAUCACGAAGCUAGGCAGAAAUGCCUAUCAUCCGAAGAUGCAGACUAAAACCACUUUGCGACCUCCAGUACAGGGACUAGUUGUCAUUAAAGCACUGUUACACAUAAAGGGAACCAUGUUAUGUGAAUAUUAGUCUUACAUGAGCAGAUAUCGAAGAAUCGGUUACUAUUUAUAACUUGGAAUAUAAUAUGAUAGGUUUCAUAGAUUGAUGCUAUUGCAGUUACAUGGUGCAUGUCCUUUAUAAACCACUGUAUGUACUGUAAAUACAUGAAAACUGAGAUUUGUACAUACUCUUUAUCAGUUAUGUACCUCAUUUAUGACUUGUAGCCUGUGUAUACAUGUAUUUAUAAUAAACUAGG